Molecule: messenger RNA, 15190 nt
Organism: Podarcis lilfordi (Lilford's wall lizard)
Lineage: Eukaryota; Metazoa; Chordata; Lepidosauria; Squamata; Lacertidae
Source: the annotation of a GenBank genome assembly
GGCACUCUGCCUCUCUCUCUCCUCCAGGCCGCAAUGGGCUGCUUCCCGAGACUCCUGCUGGCACUGGGGCUGGCAGUGGCCUUAGUGCAGCGUUUGGGGGCCCAGGAGAGCAGGAACCAGGCAGAGGAAGAGGAGGAAGAGGAGGACCAGGGGGUCUUGGUGCUCAACCAGAGCAACUUUGCCCAAGCCCUGCAGAAGCACAAGCUGCUCCUGGUGGAGUUCUGUGAGUAGCAGCUGCUGCAGGGGGGAGAGCUUGAACGGGGCACCACCGGGGGCUCCCCUGGCCUGCACCCCAAGGCAAAAAGCAGCAGGCGCUGGGAGGGGGCAGGUGGGGCAAACCGGAGCGCCCCAUUCAGGCUGCUUGGUUGCUUGGGGGAGGGGGCACAGCGGACCCUGUUGAGAGACAUCCCCUCCAGCAAGGAUACCCUCUCAACUAGGGCCAGGGCCUUUUCAGCACUGGCCCCGACUUGGUGGAACGCUCUGUCGCAAGAGACCAGGGCCCUGCGGGACUUGACAUCUUUUUGCAGGGCCUGCAAGAUGGAGCUGUUCUGCCUGGCCUUUGGCUUGGACUUAGUCUGACCCCUUAUAUUGGUGUUUGUAUUGGUGUUUGGUAUAUAAAUUUUGCCUUGGCUUUUUUGCUGGCCCAUAUAGGACCAGCAUGGGUGAAUAUCUGAUGUUUCCUCCCCUUAUGUUCUUGAUUUAUGGGCUACUACUAAGAUGAGGCUGCAUUUUAAGCAGUAUUUUAAUUAACUUUUUCCCUCAUUACGUUUUGUUGUAAUUUAUAUUUGGUGUUAGCCGUCCUGAGCCUGGCCCUGGCUGGGGAGGGCAGGAUAUAAAUAAAAAUUUAUUAUUAUAAUAUUAUUCUUACCCUUCUUGUAGCUCCUGCCUCACCUUCCAGCUUCCCACCCCACCCCAGCUGUGUCCUCCUGUGGCACCACAGAGCUGCUUCUGUUGGAGCAAACCUGUUUUAUGCGCUGGAAGGUGAAAAAGAGAGGAACGAGAUGAGAUUAAGCAAACGCGGCUAUCAGCAGCCUAUGGGGAGAGCAAACAUGGCACGCCAGGCCCAGGGGACAGGAGGGAGGGCAGCCUACAGAACCACACUCUCCUGCUGUGCCUGUGGCUCCUGAGACCCACUGGUGUGCAUGUUCCCCCCUCCCCCAUCACCACCACAAUGGGGUUGCUCUGGCCCCACACUCAGAGACAGCAAAUGCUUCCCAAGGCCAGUUGCUGGAAACCGCAGGAGGGAAGAGUAGCUCUCGCACCCAGGUCUUGCUUGUGGGCUUCCCUGUGGGGCUUCUGGCUGACCACUGGGAGAACAGGAUGCUGGACCCGAUCCAGCAGGCUCCUCGGAUGUCCUUACACACCUCCACACUGCUAUUGGUUUCCUGUGGGGUUGACGCUUCACCCCUCCUCCUUUCCCCUCCCAGAUGCCCCCUGGAGCAGUCACUGCCAGGCCCUGGCCCCGGAGUACGCCAAGGCCGCCGCCCUGCUGAAGGAGGAGGGCUCUGCGCUGCGCCUGGCCAAGGUGGACGGGGAGCAGGAGAAGGAGCUGAGCGCAGAGUUCGGAGUCAGCAGCUUCCCCGUCCUCAAGCUGUUCAGAGACGGCAACCGCACUCACCCGGCGGACUUCACAGGUCAGAAGAGGCAGUGGUUUUGUGGGGUGUUCUCAGCCGCUCUGGACCUCCCCAGUCGGAGGCAGGGUGGCUCUGAAUACCCAUUGGUGUGGCCCUUGGGUCCCUUUGGGGGCAUCCGGCUGGCCCCUUUGAGAACAAGAUGCUGGACUAGAUGGGCCUGAUCCAGCAGCAGCUGGGAUCUCCCUUGGUUCGUAUCGUGUGGCUCUUUGGGCAUGAGGUGUCAAGCGAGGGAGCUCCCCUCUUCCUCCAGUAGCUCACAGAUAUGAAUUAACGAGCAGUUGAUAGAUUUAUAGUCCUUUAUUACAACAUCGUUUUGCACACACAGACAACCCUCUGCAAGGAGAUCAGUUGCAUAUUCUGAAUCCGACUUCCAGCUUCCGCAGCAAGGAGUGCGCCAAUGGGAAGUCCCUCCCCCUCUCAGUCUCCUUUCUUCUCUGAUACGUUCGGACCUCUGAGUCCAAGGGGAGAGGGGUCUCCCCCCCCCCACUUUCAAUUGAUGUAUCUUCCAGCUGCCCCCUCCCUUCCGGAUCUCUUGUCAUUAUCUCGUAGCUGGGUAACUCCUCCCUAAUCUGUUCAGCUUCUAUGUUUGUUUCUGCUUCUCUCUCUGCUUCUGGAAAUGCUGGAGGUGCGGGGGGGGAUAUUCCCCCUCCACUUCCGAGAGGGGCUUAUCUGUCUACGACUGCAUUCCCCAGUCUUCAGAUCCAGACCAUUCCCUGACAUGAGGGCUUCACCUCAGAGGGAGCAACAAGAGCUCUUCGCUUGCAGCUCCUCGCCUAGAUUUCCUGGGAUUGCAUUCGCCCUCUUUGCAGUGGCAUCACGUCAGGGGCUUAUACUCAUCUGAACCUCAGCCGCCAUGAGCCCCUGUGAGAGGAGUGGCACCAUUCGCCUCUCUCCUUUCUUAACACAGCACCGGGUCAAGGAGCCCCACAACUCACACUUUUGCCGCCCGUUUGCCAGGCCAGCGAGACGCAGAGGGAAUCGUGAAGUGGCUGAAACGGAAAGCUGGGCCCAGUGCGGUGCUGCUGGAGAAUGCCAGCCAGGCGGCUGCUUUCCUGGAUGCCAACGUGGUGGCGGUGGUCGGAUUCUUCCCUGUGAGUGCCCCGCUUGCACCUCUGCACUCCUGCAGCCAAGCCAAGCUCCCAAUCCUGAGCUGCUGUUUCCUGGUGGUGCAGCCUGCUGCCCGUUCCCUGCAGCUGGGAAAGGGAGGAAAUGUGAGGGUCAGCCUUUGGCACAUUCCAGGGGACAUUUGGGGCCCAACUGGCAGGCUGGGGAGCCCCCAGGGAGUUGCUGUCUUAGGGCAGCUUCCCCGCACCCAAGGCCCUGCUGGGGGAAGCAGGUCUCCCAGAACGAGACUCUCUUUCCUCUCCACAAACGGAGCACAGGCCUCGGAUAUCCUUUGCGUGCUGCUCCUGGCAUCCUGUGCCCGGCUCAGCCGCCGCGCAUUCCUUGCAGGACCUGCAGGAUGAAGACGUGCGCCUCUUCUACGAUGUGGCCAGCGAUGCUCCGGACAUUGCCUUCGCACUCACCAACCGCUCGGAGAUCUUUGAGAAGUUCAACGUGACCCACCCUGGCACCGUCUCUCUCUUCCGGAAGGUGAGAGCUAGGCCAGGCGGGCACUUCCAGGAGCUUAGCAGGGUUGGUUAAAAGACCAGGGGGGGGGGAGCAUUUAGAGGCGAGGCGUUUCUUUCUGUGACUGGUGCAGCUGCUGAGAUUUAGAUGGUGCUCCCUGGAUCUGCCCAGACAGACUCUGUCUCCACUUGUCACCAUUUUUCGAGUGGAAUUUUUUGGAGACAUCCCUCAAGUACAGCUGAAGGCAGUAUAUUCAAUCUUGCGAGAGUAAAAGUGCGUCUAUAUUUUAGAAUUAUUAAGUUAUGCAAACAGGGUGCCAGAGAGUCAAGAUGACUGGGUGAAAAAUAGUCAUACCAUGGGCAAAAUUUCCUUAUUGUGGCCAGAUUGUUCUGUCGCUCGAUAUCAUUUUAAGCGCUGCCUAAUUAAGUUGUUCGCUUUUCUAAAACCCAGUGUGAGUAGCUGGGUUAUCAUCCCUCUAUUAUUGUCCAUUCUGGGUUGCCCAACCACAGUUACAGUGUCCCUUCUCUUGACAGAUCAAGAUGAGCAGGUGACAGCAAAGGUUGCAAGGUUUUUUGCCAGGGCAAUUAGCAUAAGAUCCCUUAUUUGACUAUUAACCCAAACCCCCAAAAUGUUUUUUAUAUAAUUGACUUUUUACCUUUAUCCUCUGUAUACCACAAUUUUGUUUGCUUUACAGUGGUACCUCGGGUUAAGAACUUAAUUCGUUCUUAACCUGAAACUAUUCUUAACCUGAGGUAUCACUUUAGCUAAUGGGGCCUCCUGCUGCCACCGCGCGAUUUCUGUUCUCAUCCUGAAGCAAAGCUCUUAACCCAAGGUACUAUUUCUGGGUUAGCGGAGUCCGUAACCUGAAGGGUCUGUAACCUGAGGUACCACUGUAUUGUUAUGGCUGGUGGCUGGUGCAAAGAAAGAUUAAUUCAUUCAUUCUCUUGCAGCACGAUGAGUCCCGGGAAGACUUCCUGGUGGAUGAAGAGCUGGGCCUGGACAGGGCAGAGCUGGCACAAUUCAUCCUGGCGCAGAGCCUGGAGCUGGUGAUGGAGUAUACGAGCCAGGUGAGAGGGUGCAGUUCCUCAGAGGGAGACCCUUCUUCCUCCUGGCUGCCAGCCAGAGCCCAGCUCCUCCUGGCUCUUUCUUGCCAGGGUUGCUUGUCCCUUUUAGGGAUUUUCCAGCAUUGCAGGGGGUUGGCCCAGAUGACCCUGGGGGGGGGCCUUCCAACUCGUGACCUCCCCUUCUAGCAAGCAAAGCCCUGCCACAGCUCAGCACCACCAGAGGGAGAGGAGCCACUGCGUGUCAGGCUCCAGGGAAUCUGAUCCCUCCUACUGUGGCAGCCAAGUAGCAGAUAAAAAAAGAAGAGUUCUUACCAAGUCUUUUAUUCAAUAUCUACAGAGAGAGAAUGCAGAAAUUGUGGGAAUGUUCAGGGAGGCAGGAGAGGAUAUAUUGUUUAUUAAUAUCCUUCCUAACUUGCGCUAGCAAGUUCUAUAACCUAGCAGAGUUUUAACAGUCCUCUUUAAACGCACAGUGGGUAGCUGGUUGCAAGCAUGUUUAAGCUUCUCGAUAUAGAUUCCUGGUAAGAUCCCUUAUUUCCCUCUUAAAAGAAUAAACACACCACAAUCUUAUUUAAGAGAUAUAAAAGUAGUUUACUCACAUCAUCAGUUCACAGUUGGAUCCCUGAAGGCAGACUUAGUUACAAAGUAUAUCCAUGUGAGUCUAUCCCAUAUGGAGAUAGUCUCUUUGUCCUCUGUUGGCCAACAGAGCAUCUCUAGCUAAAAAGCUGCUCCAACGAAGAGAGGAAGUCAAAGAGAGAUGGCUGCAUGCCUUGUGCUUUUGUUACCUGGACAGGUAAGGUCAUGCCCACCUCUAGUCACAUGCAAAGGAAGUAUGUCCCAGCCCAGGAGGAAACAGGAAGUUUUCGACUGGCUGGUCCAAACAUCCCCUUGCAUGUCCACUCUAGGAAAACAAGGAAUGUUGUACUUGACUGCUACUUAUGUAUCACAUCCCACAGAAAUGCCAUCUCUCCUAGAUAAUGGCAUUGCUCUGAGUAAAGUCCCACCCCCUCUGCCUCUCCUAUUCUACGUCAUCCCUGCUCCAGUUGAGCUGCGCUUUCUGCCUCUAAGCUUUCUGCUCUACUACUCUCAAUGCACGCCUGGUCCUGGGAGAGGGGGGGUCAAGAAUGCUUUUGAAUGAUAACGUGUCAGCCAGCUGCUCGGGCUCUGCUGCUUCCCCCUCCUCUUCCAUUAUGUCCCAGCUUUUUCCCUCUUCUGUCUCAGAGUCAUGACCUUCUGCAAACCACCAUUGUAAUUCUAUACCGCCCUCCUCUUCUUGGGAAGGUUCAGGAGAAGAAGGGGGGCUGUCUCUAUCAUUCCUCCUCUGAUGUCCAGUCCCUGACGCUGCGGGUGGGACCCCUCUGCUCAGUGGAAGGACCCCUGCUGGGUCACAGUCAGCUCUGGGCCUUUGGAUCUGCCUGGCAGGGAAGGGGGGUCCUGAGAGCCCAGCGCAGCCCCCUCGCCAUUUCUGCUGCAGAGAUGCGGGCUUCCUCCCUGGGGAGAGUGGGCUACUCUUCUGCUUCUGGGAUUUUGGGGCACCUGUCCUCACUGUCGGAACUAGCGUUCGGCCAAGCUACCCCUCCGGUCGAGCCCUCCGGCGGUGAUUCACGACCUGAGCCUUUGAUGAGGCUCCAGGCAUGUUCCCUCAUUACGCAGAGUAUCCAAGCAGCAGAAGGACGAGAAAUAUGAGCUACAUUGCUAAGAGCUUUAUUUCUAACUACGCAGACAGAAAAGAAUAUACAUCCUCUCUCUGUGAAAGCAGAGAGGCAACUGGAAUAAAGGAACAGGAAACCAGUAAUAUCAACAUCAGUCUCCCGUGAGACUUCCAACAGUCUGGAAUGUCUGGAAUGUAAAGAGAGUCUUGUGACUCCAAGCACUGCACAGUGGCAAAACAGAAACCUAACAUCCUUCCCCUUUCUGUGAACACCACUGGGCAGUGUGUCAAAACAGAAGCCUAACACUUACACCCCUCCACCCCUGGGGGGUCCCCGCUGUGACAUUCCCAAACCAAAGGAAGGAUUAGACUCUGAUUAAUAGAAGACACACAGAGGCUUGACCAGCAAGACUCUGAGAGGGGUGCAUAUAAUAAUAAUUCCUGUCCACCCUUCGGCCCAGAUUGUUUUAUUCACAAAAGAACUUUUUACACAGUGUACCUAAGAACCAAUCAGAUUUCCUCUGAGCAUUUCAAAACCCCCACGUGGGGACAAAGUUAAACUACAAAAACUAAUUAAGCAUGCAUACUUCUGGGGUAAAUAAAACAGAACUAAAAAGGAGGGAUGCAUUCAGCAACCCCGGAGGUCAUAAACAGCAAUAAACAUGGCAAGGACGAUAGGGAUCUCUAUCACCUUCAUGUGAAAAACUAUUUCUUGGCCCUAAUAUGAACAAAAUCAAGGAAGGGCACAUCAAAGAACUGCCUACUAUCUUUCAUGGCCUGGCAAAGCAACUGGUAACUGGGCUGUGUACGUGACUUGUCAAGCAAGAGAAAUAGGACAGGGAUGCGGAGGCAUGGAUUGAUAAAAAUCAUAACAAAAUGGCUUAAACCCAGUCAACGCCCUGAGAGACUAUUUCGAAAUAAAUUUGAACACGACGACAGAAAAAAGAGUGAUUUGGGAUGCUAGUAAAGCGGUGAUGAGAGGAUUUUUGAUACAACAAAAUGCAAUUAGGAAAAGAUACCAAAAUGAGAAGAGAGAAAAAAUCUGGAGAAAAUAAAGGAUGGAGAAAAAAGACUGAGAGCGAAACCGAACUCACAGGAGAUUUUAAAAGAAAUAAAGCUAUACCAAGUACAGUAUAUGAAAUUGAUGAAUCAGGAGAUAGAAUGGAAGAUUCAACAGAUGAAACAAAAGACCUUCGAAUCGGCAAAUAAAUGUGGGAAGUUAUUGGCCUGGCAAAUGAAGAAAAGACAAAAGCUGAAUACAAUUACAAACUUGGUUGUAGAAGGAAAGAGCAUACAGAAUCCUGGAGAGAUUCGGAAGUGCUUUCAGAAUUAUUUCAAACAGCUAUAUACGCAGGAGGCUCAGAAAGAUUUAGAUAUUGACAGAUUUUUGGAAAAUAAUGGAUUACAAAAAUAUCUCAGGACAGUAAAUCAAUAUUAAAUUCGACUAUAUCUGAUCAAGAAGUGGAAGGAGCCAUUCUGAAUAUGAAAUUGGGCAAAUCCCCAGGGCCAGAUGGACUAACUGCAAAGUAUUACAAAACUUUGAAAGAAUGGCUAUUGCAACCGUUGAAAGAACUUUGUAAUGAAAUACUACGGGGAGGAAGAGCACCCGAGUCGUGGAAAGAAGCGUACAUUACACUUAUACCAAAAACCGAGGGGAGAAGACACAGUUGAAGAACUACCGUCCCAUAUCCCUGCUAAACGUGGAUUACAAAAUUUUUGCUGAAAUUAUGGCUAAGAGAUUAAAAAUGUAUUGGUAAAAGAGAUUCAUAAAGACCAGGCGGGUUUUCUGCCUGGAAGACAUUUGUCAGACAACACUAGGAACAUCAUUAACAUUUUGGAAAAACUGCAAGUUAAUAUUAACACUAAAGCUGUUUUAAUAUUUGUGGAUGCAGAGAAAGCGUUUGAUAAUAUUUCUUGGAGUUUUAUGAAGAAAAAUUUGCAGGGGAUGGGGUAGGCCAAAGUUUCGAAAAUGGUAUAGGUGCAAUUUACUCGGAACAAAAGCUAAGCUUAUUGUGAACAAUGUAGUUACAGAAGAACUUAAGAUAGAGAAAGGAACAAGACAGGGUUGCCCAAUCUCCCCAUUGCUUUUUAUAUCGGUCCUUGAGGUUCUGCUCAAUAUGAUUAGAAAAGACCAAUUGGUUAAAGGUAUACAACUCGGAGCUAAACAGUAUAAAUUGAAAGCUUUUGCUGAUGAUUUAGUUUUGACAGUACAGGAGCCAGAAGCUAGCACAAAAGGGUGUUACAAUUAAUACAAGAAUUUGGUCAAGUAGCUGGUUUUAAAUUAAAUAAGAUGAAAACCAAGGUAUUAGAGAAAAAUCUUACAGAGAUAGAGAAGGAGAGAUUCCAGAAAGAGACAGGAUUAACAAUUGUUAACAAAGUGAAAUAUUUAGGGGUGAACAUGACUGCUAAAAAUGUGAAUUUGUUUAAAGAUAAUUAUGAAAAAUGUUGGUCAGAGGUGAAGAAAGAUCUAGAAAUAUGGUCAAAAUUGAAGUUAUCAUUGCUUGGCCGAAUUGCUGCGAUAAAGAUGAAUGUAUUGCCUAGAAUGUUGUUCUUGUUUCAAACAUUACAAAUUGUGGAUAAAAUGGACUGUUUCAAGAGGUGGCAAAGAGACAUUUCCAAAUUUAUCUGGCAGGGCAAAAACCUAGAAUAAAAUUUAAGAUAUUAACAGAUGCAAAGGAAAGAGGGGAUUUGCCCUGCCAGAUCUUAAACUUUACUAUGAAUCAGCCGCUUUUUGCUGGCUGAAAGAUUGGCUACUUCUUGAAAACGUGGACAUUUUGGAUUUAGAAGGUUUUGACAACGUUUUUGGAUGGCAUGCAUAUUUAUGGUAUGACAAAGUUAAAGCGCAUAAGGCCUUUGAGAACCAUAUUGUCAGGAAAGCAUUGUUUAAUGUUUGGGUGAGAUAUAAGGACUUGUUGGAAAGUAAAACACCAAGGUGGCUAUCACCAAUGGAGGCAAAGGCAUUGAAAAAAACCAAUAUGGAGACAAACUGGCCAAAAUAUUGUGAAAUUUUAGAACAAGUUGGAGAUAAAUUAAAAUUGCAGAAUUUUGACAAAUUAAAAACCAAAGUCAGAGAUUGGUUGCACUAUUAUCAAAUAAGGGAGGUUUUUAACUUAGAUAAAAGAUUGGCUUCCAGGAGGAAAAAUCCAAACUGGAAACGGAAUUGUUAGAACCUAAAACUAAAAAUUUGUCAAAAAUGUAUAAUUUGCUGCUGAAAUGGAAUACACAGGAUGAAAUGGUUAAAUCUGUUAUGAUUAAAUGGGCGCAGGAUGUUGGGCAUAACAUUAUGUUUGCUGACUGGGAACGGUUAUGGACCACAGGUAUGAAAUUUACGGCUUGUAAUGCUUUAAGAGAAAACAUAAUGAAAAUGAUUUACAGGUGGUACUUAACCCCAGUCAAGCUAGCAAAAAUUUAUCACUUGCCUGAUAAUAAGUGUUGGAAAUGUAAAGAAAACGAAGGUACUUUCUUUCACCUUUGGUGGACGUGCCCAAAGAUCAAGGCAUUCUGGGAAAUGAUAUACAAUGAAUUAAAAAAGGUAUUGAAAUAUACUUUCUUAAAGAAACCAGAGGCCUUCCUCUUGGGCAUGGUCGGCCAAUUGGUGCGAAGGGAAGAUAGAACUUUUUUUAUGUAUGCGACAGCAGCAGCAAGAAUACUCAUCGGGAAAUAUUGGAAGACACAAGAAUUGCCUACCCGAGAAGAAUGGCAGAGAAAAGUGAUAGACUAUAUGGAACUGGCUGAGAUGACUGGAAGAAUUCGAGACCAAGAAGAAGGGUUGAUGGAACAAGAUUGGAAAAAGUUUAAAAUAUAUUUACAGAAUUACUGUAACAUAAAUGAAUGUUAGGAAAGGUUGGAGAAGAAAUAUUAGACCGUAUUGGCAGACAGAGUAUAAUGGAAUUAAGUAAAUAUAAAGUGUAAACUAAAGGAUAGAGGAGAAUUAAAUAUUUUUGAAUGUUAAAAUGUUAAAAUAAGUGAAUGAAAAGAAGGUUAGAAGGAUUUGCUGGAGAUACAAUUUGAAUUAGAAUACAAAGCAGAGAAGUGAGAGGAAGUCACGGAAAUAAGUAAAUGGGAAAACGGUUUGUUAAAUUUGAAUUCUUUUUUUCUUGUUAUUUCUUUAUUGUGAUUUUUGAUUUUGUGUAUUUUUCCUUUUUCAUUUUUUUUUUCUUGUAUGGUGUGUAUUUUUUGUAAGAUGUAUGUGACUGGUUUUCUUGUUUUGUUUUUUCUUUCUUUUUUGUAAUUUUAAAACUUGAAUAAAUAUUCUUAAAAAAAAAUAAAAAUAAAUAAACCCAGUCAACGCAAUGCUUUCAUCGCUGACACAGAUGGCUUGCUCCAUAUUUGGUAUAAUUCCUCCUAGCAAUCCCACCUGAUCACUACACCCGCCUGUGUCUUUCCCCUAGAACUCCUCCAGGAUAUUUGGGGCAAAGAUCCCAAACCACCUGCUGCUCUUCAUCAACAAGACGCAGGACUCUCAGCUGGAGCUCCUCCGCAGCUUCCGGGAUGCUGCCCCUGCCUUCAGGGGACAGGUGAGCACCCCUGGCCAAGCGGCACAUUUGCCCUGGGGCUUUGGGGUUGGGGGGUCCCAUGCAGGGAGGGGCUGGGGUUUGUGUGGGUGCUGUGUUUUCUGCUUCUGGGAGGCGAGUCCCAGGGAGCAUAUUCCUGCCCUACCAGGGGUUGGGCUAGACGCAUCUCUGCCCCUCUAUGCAGGUGCUUUUCGUGCUGGCCGACGUCAACGGGGAAGGAGCCCACAUCCUGCGCUUCUUUGGCCUCAAAAGCCACGAAGCUCCCGCCAUCCGCUUCAUCAACAUCGAGAGCAACAGGAAAUACCUCUUGGUCGCAGACGGAUCCCUCACGGCUCCUGCCAUCCAUGCCUUCUGCCAGGAGGUGAUGGAGGGCAAAGUCCAGGUGGGCAGCCACAUGGUCAGGCUGGGUGUGGGGGGGAGUAAGGGACAAGGACUCUUUUUUAUAUUCAUUUUUAUUAGGUGUUUUUUUUGUUGUUGUUAAAAAAAAUGUAUUUCACAUACAAUUUAUCAUUCAUUUAUAUGUUUCUUUUUGUCUUCCCACCCACCCCACGCUGAUGUUUUUUAUCCUUAAUUGCUGCAUUUAUACUUGUUACAGUACUAAACCCCCCAAUUCCAUCUGAUCUUCCUUUUUUUCUCCCGCUCAUAUUUCAAAUCCACUCCUACCAUUCCUGUUCAUGGAACGUUUAUUUGAUUCUUAUUAGUUUGUGACCCCAUGCACAUUUUGUAUGUCCUUUUUUUAUGAAUUUUGAAACAGUAUAGUGUUAUAAAAAUAGUCAGUAUAUUAUUAGCUGGCAUGUUGCUUGUUGUUGUUCAUAUUUCAAAUCUUGCACGCAAUUUCCUAUUGCUAAAAUAUUUUGGCAGGUAGUCCAAAAAAAAGGCCUCCCAUUUUCCAUAAACAGUUCAUCGCUGUGUCUGUCCUCUGAGUUUUACCAUCAGUUUUGCCAUUUCAGCAUAGCCCAUUCAUUUUAUAAGCCAUUCUUCUCUGGCUGGAGUCUCUUUGCAGGCUCUUCAGGGAUGCCACUGUCAGGAGCUCAUCCUACACUCGAGUAGGACCCUGGUAGAGACACAUGCCCAACUGGCAUGUUCUCUCCCUCCUGGUCAUUCGUUCGGGAGUUAAAAAACUUUCUUCUGCCCGAACAUCACAGCGACCGAUGCCAACAGACACCGGCACACUUGGGGAUCUGCAGAGUUUGCGCAGUUGCAUAACAGACCUCAGCAACUCAGCAUUUUGGCUAAUCUACUUUAUUUACAGUGGUACCUCAGGUUACAUACGCUUCAGGUUACAUACGCUUCAGGUUACAGACUCCGCUAACCCAGAAAUAGUGAUUCAGGUUAAGAACUUUGCUUCAGGAUGAGAACAGAAAUGUGCUCCAGUGGCGCAGCAGCACUGGGAGCCCCCAUUAGCUAAAGUGGUGCUUCAGGUUAAGAACAGUUUCAGGUUAAGAACGGACCUCCGGAACGAAUUAAGUACUUAACCCGAGGUACCACUGUACAUAUAAACACACACGGAGCACUGCAACAUGGCUCCCUCUCUCUCUAGCAUCAGACAGCAAAGAGAGAAAGAACGAAGGACAAUAGCCCUAUUUCACGGAACACAGUAACACAAAACAUCCUGUCUCCGUCACUUCCCACACUGUGGAAUGAAAACUUACACCGUCAUGUGAUAGACAACAAUCCCAUGACUGCAAUCACGGAGCAGGAAUUCUAACAGCCACCCUCCCUCACCCCAGAUGGGAAGGAGCUCUGCCCUACAGGUGAGCUGCUGGUGGGGCAGUGGCCGCAGCCUCCGCCAGGCCCCCUCUCCCCCCAGCAGUAGGGAAGGGGCCAAAAAUUCAGAGUGGAGGAGGCUGCCUCCCUUGCAGUGGGGGGAGACCCAUAGGCCUGAAGUCUCUCACCACUCCUGGUCUUGUAGUAAGGUUAAAGCUUACUGGGAAAUGAUAUAUAAUGAAUUUGAAAAUAUGUUUAAAAUAACGUUUGUAAAAAAAAACCCCAAAAAACCCAGUAGCUUUCCUUUAGGGAAUUGUAGGGAGAGAACUACCCAAACUGUACAAAAAUUUAUUCAUGUAUGCAAUUACAGCGGCAAUAAUAUUUUUAGGCCCAAAAAUGGAAAGAGGAAGAAGUCCCAGAAAAAGAAGAAUGGAUACAAAAACUUAUGGCAUAUGCAGAAAUGGCGAAACUUAUAAGAAAAAUAAGAAAGAUAGCAAACUUUUUAUAAAAGAAUGGAAAUGGUUUAUUGAAUAUUUACAAACUGUAAACAGAUAAGAACAUUGGCAGGAUUAUUGUAAUAACCUGCAGUUUUAUAAGAGUAUGAAUUUAAAGUAGAUGGAUAAAUGAGCAAAUUAAGUUAAUUUGGAUGUGCAGAGAAUAUUAAAAAUAAAUUUAAGGACCUACAGAAAGAGGGGGGAGGAAGUCAAGUUUUGAAAUGUUAAAAUGAUUGUAAAAUUAUUGAAAUGUAUCAAACUGAAAAUCAUAAAUAAAAUAAAAUAAAAUAAAAUAAAAUAAAAUAAAAUAAAAUAAAAUAAAAAUAAAAAACAAGUCUAUCACCACUCCACCGACCCACAGCACUAAGGGUUGCUUCAUCUUUCCAGCCGUACCUGAUGAGCGAGGAGAUUCCAGAGGACUGGGAUAAGGCGCCCGUCAAGACCCUGGUUGGCAGAAACUUUGAUCAAGUGGCAUUUGAUGAGAGCAAGAGCGUCUUUGUGAAGUUCUGUAAGCAGCACUUUGGGACUGGGGAGGAGGAACCUCAAAGCUGUCUCUGAGGCUCGUCCGCGUUCCCUCCGGGCAUCCUGUGGAAGCUUACUGGGAGGGCAGAAAAAGCAGCGGCCAGCCCUCCUUGGGGGUUUUCUCCUCUCAUCCUCAGUUAGCAGAAACAGGCUUGCCCCAGACUUUUCAGGUACAUAUACAGAGCUCAAGGAUAUAUACAUAUACAGAACUGCAGGAAUCUUUUUGCCCGGUGUGGGACUCAAACCCACAACCCUGAGAUUCAAAGUCUCAUGCUCUACUGACUGAGCUAUCUCCAGGAAAAUUGCUGCUGAGAGACCUUGCUUGCUUUGCAGACUUUCAGAGCCCAGCCCUUUCCAAGCGGUUCAGAAAACAUUUAUUACAAAAAUCACAUAGAAAUAAUUUACCAGUGUGAUAACAAAUGUAUAUCAGCCAAACAGUCUGGAAUUUAUAAAGUCUUCAGGAUACUUUGAAAUGGGGCCAGGAUACUCAAUGGGGCCAGAAUUCCCUGAGGAGGAAAUCCCGAAAGGCUGGGCCCACCACUGAGAAGGUCCCGUUCCCCAUUUUUAACAAUCGAUUGGGAGCUGCUCAUAGUAGCUGGGGAAACUCAGCCAGAUGGGCAGGGUAUAAAUAAUAAAUUAUUUAUUGUUAUUAUUAUUAUUAUUAUUAUUAUUAUUAUUACCCAUCAAUCCAAUAGGCCAUAACAGGCCACAACAGAGCGGGGUCUUUGAAGCUGAACUUACAAGUCCCGGUGGGCUUACAGUGGGGCAAGGGGACCCAAACUAUGUAGGGCUUUAACAGUUGAAACCAGGGCCUGAAAAUGGGAGCAGAAAGCAACCGGCAGCCAGUGCAAUUGGUACCAGAUCAGUGCAAACACCCACAGCCAUUACAUCCUCUGUGCCAGUUGUGGGGUCAUUUUUAAAGGCAGCCCCACAGCGAGGUGUUAAGAGGGACGCAGCCAGCACAACUGAAACCAGGUCAGCUUUCUCCAGAGAGGGAUGCAGCUGGUGAACCAACCUGACGACAAAACAGACUUGCGUCUUCCUAACUCCAUCCCUUCUCUUCCGCUUCCACAGAUGCCCCCUGGUGCCCCCACUCCAAGGCAAUGGCGCCCGCCUGGGCAGAGCUGGGCGAGAAAUAUAAAGACCGCGAGGACGUCCUCAUCGCCGAGAUGGACGCCACGGCCAACGAGGUAGCAGGGCUCCCCAUCCCAGCCUACCCAACGCUGUACUACUUCCCUGCAGGGCAGGACAAGAAGGUAAUGCAGAUGCCCCAUGGCGUGGGGGACUGUGGCCACAGAAUGUGCCCAGCUCCUCCGGGACAGUAGAGCAAGGAGGCUCCCCCAGGAGGUAGAAGGGAGGCAGCAGCUGCUUGUGGGGCAAAGCCACGCCAACACCCCCCGUUUUCCACCCCAGAUGAUUGAGUACCGGAGCGCCAGAGACCUGGAAUCCUUCUCGGCGUUCUUGGAGAACGGGGGUGAGGUCCCUCCCCAGGAUGACACCCAGGUGAGUUUCAGCAGCAGCCCCUCAUGCCCACUCCGAACAUUGAGUUUGUCCCUGUUCCCACGGUGACGCUGGGCUCUGGCUUUCCAGGCUGCUGAGACCCCCGAGGAACCCCAGGAGAAUCGAACGAGCCCACCAGGCUCCUCAGAAACAAGAGACGAGCUGUAGAGCCGGCCGUGGCCUCUGAGGGCCUCGCUUCCUUCGUGGCUCCGCUGCACGUUUGCCGGUGGCCAAAAACCUGAGGAUCUGGGACAGCCGCCACGUGAGAGUUGUGCAAUGUAGGGGACAACAGCUCCCUUCGCCCCCCCAUCAGGCUCCCCCUCCUGCCUAAAUGCUGCCCUGGGAAGAGACCAGCAGCCCCUCCCUCCUCGUUUUUAUAUAUUUAUUUAUAUCCCGCCUUCUCCCCUGAAAGGGACUCAAAGGUGGCUUACAGACGAAAACACCAGAAGGAAGCAACAAUUGAAAAGCAAUGAAGCACUAGCAGAAAUCUAGCAUCUAUCAAUCAUAAUGAUCUAUUAAAAACAUGCAGAUAAUUGCA